UCUCUCCACGCGCCCAGAAGACAUGGCCCACCACGCCUCCUACCUACCCGGCGCUCUGCUGCUUCCGCUGCUGCUGCUGAUGGCUGGCGUUCCGUCAGCUGCGCCAGCCCUCAAACGUCUGCCGAGCUACGUGCCGCUGUGCCGGCGCGGCGACCCCGCCUUCGACGAGUGCCUGCGACGCGCGACGGCCGAGCUGCGGCCACACCUCGCCAAAGGGGUGCGCGAGCUGCACAUCCCUCCCCUGGAGCCGCUGUCGCUGCCGGAGGUGGACCUGCAGCAGGACGCUCCAGCCCUCACGUACCGCGCCAGGCUCACCGGCAUUCAGCUCUACGGCCUCUCCGACUACGUCUUCAGCAACGUCAGAGCGGACGUGGACCACGGCGUGCUGACCGGCUCCCUGCGGCUGCCGCGGCUGCGCCUGGAGGCCGGCUACCACAUCGACGGCACCGUGCUGCAGCGGCGCAUCAGGGGCAGUGGCUCGCUCACGGCCAACAUCACGGACACGGCAGCGGAGGUGGAGGUGCGCCUGCGCACUGUGUCUCGUCGCGGGGAGAAGUUCCUCACUGUUUCGGACACGGCGCUGCGGCUGGACGUGGGCGCCGCCAUGGUGCUCUUCCGCAACCUCGAGCAGGGAAGCUCCGACAUCGUGAUGGCGACGAACAGCUUCCUGAACGAGAACUCCGUGUCACUGGUGCGCGAACUGCGGCCUGCUGUGGAGAGUGUGGCGGCCAUGGUGCAGCGAGACGUGCUCAGCAAGGCGUUCCGCGCCGCGCCGCUGCGCGUACUCUUCCCUGAAGACGCCAAGCACUGAACGGCAGAAACAUUCACAACCGCCCAGCUCCACUUCCUCUUCUCACCAGACCCACUCUCUCGCAACACAUGUGUCCUAUUUGGCAGCUAUGUGACCGAGGGGAAACGCGAAAUUAGAUACGAGUGUUCCCCUCCCCCCAACUCCUCAGCGUUUAUCAAAAUGAUGUUUUUAUCUCACUGUGGCCCUUUAUUGUUUUCAUUUUCAGAUUCCAUAGCUUGAAUCCUGCGCUUCCCGUGGAAGUGUUAGAGAAAUUGAAUCAUAGCACAGUGAAAAUAGUUACGUAACAUUAAUGAUAACAGCUUCCUGUCAAGGCAGAAAGAAUGUGCUCUAAGGAACACUGUUUCAUUGCUCGUAAUACACUAAAAAGUAAACAUGAAGAAGAUCGAGUGAUUAUAUAACAAAUUAUUAUUGUAGCUGUCAUUGCCUGAGAGUGAAUAAUGUUUGGUUUUAUUGUUUACUUAACUAUAAUUUUUUACGUAAGACUGAACGAACUGAGUUCCGUAUAGUUACGAGGGACAUCAUAAUUUUCAUACGUCAUACCUACAAAGUACAAAACAUAUAGGCUCUUAUUUAAUAUUUAUUUUUAUUUAUGGCUUAUAACUGUGUGUACUGCAAUUUUGUAACUUGUUAAUUAUAUUAAAAAUAAAACUUCAUUUAACUGAUA
Schistocerca cancellata (South American locust) is the source of this 1475-nucleotide messenger RNA. RefSeq lists its product as uncharacterized. Bases 23 to 811 code for a protein of 262 amino acids. The record is from RefSeq and is a predicted model, not a curated record. NCBI's taxonomy places the organism in Eukaryota, Metazoa, Arthropoda, Insecta, Orthoptera, Acrididae. The transcript is spliced from 6 exons.